CUUUUGUGCAGAUGCGAGCUUCUGCUGCACUCGUGCCAGUUGCGAGGCGAAGGAGGAGGAGGAGGCGCGAGGUCGCAGACACGCAACGGGACUCGAGAGGCAGAGACAAGAGACCCGACUGAGAGGAGGACGAGACACGAGGCAGGAGAACGGGGCCCAGCAACGAACAGGGGGCAUCAGGAGACGAGAGAGAGAGAAGCGCUGAAGAGAAAGGGAAGAAGACAUGAGCGCCCCACCUCCUUACGGUUACUCGCAGCCACCCGUGGCGCCAGGAUAUGCUCCGCAGGCCGCAUACCCCCCUCAGUAUGGUCCCCAGUAUCCACCCGUCUCCGCGCAGCCCCUCGGUUACCCAAGUCAAGCGGGCCCUGCGUACGCCCCGGGCCCUCAGCCCACACCGGCCGUGGUGAUCAUGGCCGGAAGCUGCCCUUCCUGCAGGAUGGGCGUGAUGCAAGACGACUUCACGUGCUGCGGGAUCUUCCUCGCCAUCUGCUUCUUUCCCCUGGGCAUCCUGUGCUGCUACGCUCUGCGCCAGAAGCGUUGCGCCAGUUGUGGUCACACCGUGGGCUAGCGGACCGGCCUGGCUGCCCACCUCCCUGUCUAGCCCAGGUCAACCUCUCUGUCUAGCCCAGGUCACCCUCCCUGUUUAGCCCAGGUGUCUCUGCCCCAAACCCCCCCCCCCCCCCCCCCCGAGCCACCUUGCCCUGAAUCAAUACACUCAAGCCACCAUUGUUUGUUGUUGUUGUUGCUGCCCAGUGUUAAGUCAUAGCCAAUUCCAGCCUGAUAUAGCCUAGUGUCUAGUCCGGCAUAUAGCCCAAGUCGGUUUGACAUAACACUUCCCAGCCUGGGUCAAGCUAGUUCAACCGAGUCACUCACCUAAGCCGAGCCCUGCCUAGCUGAGAUUGAAAAAAAAAUGUUGUUUAAUGCAGCCUAUAGCACUUCUUAGCUUGGUUAAAAUUAGUUUAAUCGAGUAUCUAGCCUAGGCCGAGCCCUGUCUAUCCUAGAUUAAACUAGUCUUUAAGCUAGCAUCUAGCCGAGGCUUAACCCUGCCAAGCCGAGGUAAACUAGGUUUUAAGAUGUGUGUAUCUAUGUGUGUGAGCGGGCGUUCGACACUUCACGUGGCGUCAAGGUGCACAUAGCCUGGCACAAGCGUCGUGGUGACGUCACCGCCACUUAGUGGCGAAUGGCGGUUGUUGUUGUGGGAGAAACACUCGGCUAGGCAGGGGUACAGCUGGUUUCAUCUACCGGUCAUCUCAGUCGGCCAACCCACGGCAACUGCUGGGUCUGUCCCGAGACCUCCUGCCAGCAGCGAGCCGUCGACACUUUCGCGUGGCCUCAAGGUGCACCUAGCCUGGCACAGUCGCUGUAGUGACAUUACCGUCACUUAACGCGGUGGCCUAGCGGUUAGCGCGCCGCGCUAUGAGCCUGGCGAUCCGAGUUCGAUUCCCGCUCGCGACCAAUAACCAGUGACUAUUAUCUGUACCGGUCCCCUAGGUCGACUAAGCCACAAAUGAGUACCUGGUGCGGUGUGUAGUAAACAUCGCCGCUGAUGAGUCAAAGGCGGCCAGGCGUGGUGGUGGCCACCCACCCCCUCGCGUGCCAUUCUUGCCUUAGGUGCUCGCUAACAGCACUUGCUCCAACAGUCUGUUCAAGCUAUACGGGGGGAAUCAGUAUCUGUGUGUGCGUGAGAAACACACGGACACACAUGCACGCACACACUUGCACACACGGAUACAUAACGCGAAACGAAUGCCGUGCUAACACCGCGUCGACCAGAGGCGAGGAGGUUGUGACCCCUCUGUGUUGUGGCCUUCGCGACCUGUGGAGGGGCUUGGGGGUCGGGGUGACAGUGGUGCCGAUUGGAGGGGCCACCGUAUCCCCCCCCCCCCCCCAAAAAAAAAAACCACUGCUUUUUAAGUAUUUUAUCUCAGUAACGCAACUUCACACCCACGUUGGAUUGCCUGGGUGUGUCGAGGACGAUAAUGCGAGUACCCCUGCGCGGGGGGAAAGUGAACAGCGGUUGUCCUGUGGUAGAGACCGGCCCCCGUCAUGGGAAUGUGGAUUUUCCUCCCACUGGCUCAGGGCAGUAAACUGGAGGUGAGCGACAGUAGAGCUACCAACCCAAGUUGUCUCGGCCACCAUCUUGCGCGUGUAUUCAUUCCGGAAGAAAUUGCUGAAUGUGUCUCGAAGUGCUUUUUUUUUCCCGUCAUAAAUAAAGUUUUACGUUAAUUGGU
This is a messenger RNA of Lethenteron reissneri (Far Eastern brook lamprey), 2231 nucleotides long. Its product is annotated as membrane protein BRI3-like. The record is from RefSeq and is a predicted model, not a curated record. NCBI's taxonomy places the organism in Eukaryota, Metazoa, Chordata, Hyperoartia, Petromyzontiformes, Petromyzontidae.